Brenthis ino (lesser marbled fritillary) is the source of this 3579-nucleotide messenger RNA. The record is from the annotation of a GenBank genome assembly. NCBI's taxonomy places the organism in Eukaryota, Metazoa, Arthropoda, Insecta, Lepidoptera, Nymphalidae.
AUGCCGAAUACAAGGAAAAAAAUUAUAAAAACCGUAUACAAAGAUGAAAGCAGUGAAAACGAAGGUCAUGAUUUUAGUGAUUCCGGUUCUGAAGCGGUUAUUACUGAUCAAGAAAGUUCUGAUGAAGAAGAAGAGGAGUAUCAUCACUCUUCGGAAGAUGAUUUUCAAACAAAACAACCUAAAGCAAAAGGCAAUAGUAGUGUUGGUAGAGGAAAGAAACCUAAAUUCGCAAAAUCUUUCAUAAACAAAAUAAGUAAACAAGAUAUAGAGAGUAAAGAAAACAUUGACCUGGCACCUGCAUUAUUUUCUAUCAAAGAUCUGACUGAUGCCGAUAAACUUUUACCUUCAGUUCUUAAUCUUUCGGAAAGUGAUAGCAGUGAUGAUGAGUCAUCCAGAGUUGCUACAAAGAAAGAAAAGAAAGCUAUGCCAUCAAAUAUACACUCUGCUGAAGUAAAUGAUUUUGAGAAUGAAGCAGACACUAAAUUUGAAUAUAAAGAUGUAUGGUCAGAAAAUGUACCAGACAAUAGUGAAGAAAUUGCUAAACAGACAUUCUUGGAAUUAGAAAGACAUAAGAGACAAAUAGAGGAAACAAGGUUAUCCAUCCAGAACUACACUAUGAAGAAUGAUAAUAUGAAUGAAUCCGAUGUAAAAGACUUACUUGCACUUGGGGAAGAAGAAAUUAAAGAAAAACCAUUUACUAAACCUAAAAUAAGGAAUAUUAAAGGAGAUAGUGAUUCAGAAAUGGAAGAUUGGGAAGAAGUUAAAGAUGCUAAAGGUAUACCACAACAAGGUUUACAAUUAAUUGUUGGUAUUCCUGAUGGUCUUCAUAGAAAAACUAAAAAGUUAGAUGUUGAAAUGAUGAUGAAAAGAAAAAUGAAUAGAGUUAAAAAAGAAUACCAAGUGUAUAUGCACAAAGUACAUGUCUUGUGUUGGCUUGGACAUGGAAAUUAUGUUAGCCAAAUAUUGAAUGAUCAAGACAUCCUAGCUGCAGCUUUAUCUUUAGUUCCAUCAAAGGAAUGCUACCCAGAAGAUAGAGUUGAUAUGAAAUAUGUUGAGCAAGUAACAACAUGGUACAAAGACAAAGUUACUUUAAAGCAGGAUAAACAUGAAAAUAAGUUCAGACCGAAGGCACCACCGUUAAAAGAGCUUUUAUUGCAACAAAUAAAGAGUAGAACAUUCUCAACUAAGAAAUAUAUUGUUUUUGUAUUUGUAUCUAUGCUGAGAAGUCUUGGGCUGCAAUGUCGUGUUAUGUUUAAUUUUGUGACACUGCCAAUAAGACCACCUUCUUCUGAACUGUGUUCUCUAUCUACAAAACCAAAAGAUAAUAAAGAAGAUGAUAAGGCAAAAGGCAACGGAAAGAAACUACCAUCAAAUAAAGCAUCGAAAACUUCUAAAGUUAAAAAGGAAAAAAUACCACAGCUUGAUGGGAAUUAUGAUAGUUCAUGUGAAAGUGAUAAUAUUAUGCAAGUAGACGGUAAUGAUGACAAUUCGACUGUCAAAACUCGACGACAAAAAAAUUUAACUGCAAAUAAUGCUAAAAAACAAUUAAAAAAUGAGCCUAAUGCCGAAGACGAAAGUGUCUCUCCACCAAAACGAGCAAGAAAGAAUCUCGCAACACAAGAAAAAGUAAACGUUGAAUCGUCUCUAACUAACCAAGAUGAUAUUAAGUCAACCAGAGCAGCAACUAAGAAAAAUGCGCAAAGUUCACGAAAAUCCUUAUCACUCAAAAACCUUCAAAAUCAAAAAGAAGACGAACAGAAAGAAAUUGAGAAAAUUAAUAAAAAAACUGUAAGCGAAAUAGUGAGCCCACGAAAGACUAGAAGUAAAACUGAUAAAAGUACUCUCGACCCACCAAAGUCUCAAUCGACUGUUGCAAAAUCGGGCAAACCAUUAAAGAAAACUAGUGAUGCCCCUAAAAUAAUAGUUACUUCUGAAAAUAAUGAUAACAUCUCAAGCAAGUAUUUUGAAGAUGAUAAUGCAUUUGCUGAAAAGAAACAACCAGGAAAGAAACGCUCACGCACAUCAGAACCGAAAUCAUCUUUAAACAAAGAUAGUGAGCAAAUAAAGAAACAAAGGACUCGCAGUGCUCAUAAUGAUGCUGAAAAUAAAAGUAAAUAUUUUAAUGAUAACAAGGAACAAAUUAAAAAGAUCAGAAGUACUAACAAGUCUGUUGAUAACACACCAGAUGAUAAAAAACGUGUAAGCCAUAAAGAUCUUGCAAAGAAGAAAACAAAAUCAAAGAAUGAUGUAACUGGAGAUCUGGUCAAUAUUAUUAAAGAUAGAGUAAAAGAAGCAAAAGAAGAAGCAAAGAAAGGCAUUGUUAAAGGAAAAAUUAAGCAAGAGUCAGAUGAAGAUAGUGACUAUUUACCAGUUGAGUCACCAAAACGUAAAACUGAAAGCGAUGAAGAUUUUAAACCCACGAAAAUAAGCCCUAAGCCAGUCUCAAAUGUAAAAAAAAUAGAUCGUCGAGUGUUAUCAACAGAUAAUGAACUACCAUUAAAUAAAAUUGAUGUGUGGUGCGAGGUGUAUGCGGAGGAACUGGAAGAGUGGAUUGCUGUUGACGUUAUUAAGGGGAAAGUUCAUUGUGCCAAUGAAAUAUAUAGUCGAGCUACACAUCCAGUUAAUUAUGUUGUAGGUUGGGAUAACAAUAACUAUUUAAAAGAUCUCACUCGUAGAUAUGUUCCACACUGGAACACUGUCACAAGAAAACAGAGAGUGGACACAAUAUGGUGGGAGAAAGCUAUAAAGCCCUGGCUUGGACCUAAAACUGCAAAGGAUAGGGAAGAAGAUGAAAGAUUAGAUCGAAUGCAGUUAGAAGCACCUUUACCUAAAAGUAUUGCAGAGUACAAAAACCAUCCGCUGUACGCGUUAAAGCGCCACCUGUUGAAGUUCGAGGCGCUGUACCCGCCGGGCGCGGCCGCGCUGGGCGUCGUGCGCGGCGAGGCGGUGUACGCGCGCGCCUGCGUGCACGUGUGCCGCUCGCGCGACACCUGGCUCAAGGAGGCCAAGGUCGUCAGGCUCGGGGAACUGCCGUACAAAGUUGUCAAGGCACGCCCUAAAUGGGAUAAGCUAUCAAAUAAAUUAAUAACCGACAAGCCACUUGAAGUAUUUGGUCCAUGGCAAGUGCAAGAUUACGAACCACCUGUUGCUGAAAAUGGAGUAGUUCCAAGAAACCCCUAUGGAAAUGUGGAGUUGUUCAAACAGUGCAUGUUACCUAAAGGAACAGUGCAUAUAAAACUACCCGGCUUAAACAGAAUAGCAAGGAAGUUGAAUAUCGACUGCGCGCCCGCCAUGACCGGCUUCGAGUUCAACGGCGGCUGGUCGCACCCCGUGUACGACGGCUUCGUCGUCUGCGAGGAGUUCGAACAGAUUAUUACCGAAGCUUGGCACGAGGACCAAGACGAACAAGAACGUAAAGAGAUUGAAAAAACUGAAACACGUGUGUAUGGAAAUUGGAGGAGAAUUAUUAGGGGUCUCCUCAUUAAAGAAAGAUUAAAGGCCAAGUAUGGAUUUGAGGAACCGAGCACUUCUCAAAAUAAAAUUAAAACAAAGGGCCCAAGGCUUGUUGUGAAGAAAAAA